UCACGAUCGUCCCCGCCCCGCACCUGUGAGUCUCACCUCGGUUGUUCCUUUACGCACGCAAUUGAGAAGUCCACUCCAGUCGCACCGGCGCGCGCCUUGUACGCGCAGCAUGCAAACGUCGCAGAUGUGCUGAGUGGAGCGGAAAAGCGUGUUGUGCGUUCAACUCCACAACCUUUAAAGGGUGCACUUCACACGUUAGGACGACUUCUCUUCACUCACUUUGAUGGGGACUUCGACAUUAAGCAGGGAAAAUGCCUGUGAUGAAGGGAUUACUAGCGCCGCAGAACACCUUUUUGGACACUAUAGCGACGCGCUUUGAUGGCACUCACAGUAAUUUCAUUCUGGCCAACGCUCAGGUGUCCAAAGGCUUCCCCAUCGUCUACUGCUCGGAUGGCUUCUGUGAGCUCACAAGCUUCUCCAGGGCCGAGGUCAUGCAAAAGAGUUGCGCCUGUAAAUUCCUCUACGGCCCCGAGACCAGCGAAAGUAUCAUCAACAGCAUCGACGAUGCUCUGGAGGGACGCAAGGAGUUUAAGGAUGAGAUCAUGUUUUAUAGUAAGACAGCGGUGCUUUUCUGGUGCCUGUUGGACAUUGUACCGAUUAAGAACGAAAAGGGGGACGUGGUGCUCUUUCUGGCUUCGUUCAAGGACAUCACUGAUAUUAAAGCCAAAAGCAUUCAAGAGGACAAGAAAGAAGAGCGACGGCGAGGCAGAAUCAGAACAAGCUCUCCGUUCGGCUCUGCUCGGAUGCGGAGCAGCACGGUGCUCUACCACGUCUCCGGGCACCUCCACAGCAGAAAGAAGAGCAAAAUUAAGCUCAAUAAGAAUGUGUUUGGCGAGCCUCCCGCCCUGCCAGAGUACAAGGUAGCAGACGCCAAAAAGUCCAAAUUCAUCCUGCUGCAUUACAGCACGUGCAAGGCCGGCUGGGACUGGCUGAUCCUGCUCGCCACUUUCUACGUGGCCGUGACCGUCCCGUACAACGUGUGUUUCAUCGGCGACGACGACGACCUCACCCGCAGCACGACCGUCAGCGACAUCGCCGUGGAGAUUCUCUUUAUCCUGGAUAUCGUUUUCAAUUUCCGCACCACCUACGUCAGCAAGUCAGGCCAAGUGAUCUUUGACGCUCGGCAGAUUUGCUUUCACUACCUGACCACCUGGUUCAUCAUCGACCUGGUGGCCGCCUUGCCCUUUGACCUGCUCUAUGCCUUCAAAGUCAGUGUGGUGUCCGUGGUGCACUUGUUGAAAACGGUGCGCCUGCUGCGUUUGCUUCGCCUCCUCCAGAAAAUGGACCGCUACUCGCAGCACAGCACCGUGGUCCUGACCCUGCUCAUGUCCAUGUUCGCCUUGUUGGCUCAUUGGAUGGCCUGCAUCUGGUACAUCAUCGGGAAAAUGGAAAUGGAGGCCAACGCCUACAACUGGGAUAUUGGUUGGCUUCACGAGCUGGCCAAGCGUCUGGAGUCGCCGUAUUACCCCAUGGGAAGCGUGAACAACACCGGCAGCGGGCCGGCCAUCCGCAGCGUCUACGUGGCCUCGCUCUACUUCACCCUCAGCAGCCUCACCAGCGUGGGCUUCGGCAACGUGUCGGCCAACACCGACAUCGAGAAGAUUUUUUCCAUUUGCGUCAUGCUUAUAGGAGCAUUAAUGCACGCAUUGGUCUUUGGCAAUGUGACAGCCAUAAUCCAGAGGAUGUACUCCCGCUGGUCCCAGUAUCACACCAGGACCAAAGACCUCAAGGACUUUAUACGAGUGCAUCAUCUGCCGCACAGCCUGAAGCAGCGAAUGCUGGAGUAUUUUCAGACAACCUGGUCAGUCAACAACGGCAUCGACUGUAAUGAGCUGUUGAAGGACUUCCCGGAUGAGCUCCGCUCCGACAUCACCAUGCACCUGAACAAGGAGAUCCUGGAGCUGUCCCUCUUCGCCUCGGCCAGCAGGGGCUGCCUGCGCUCUCUGUCGCUCCACAUCAAGACCACCUUCUGCGCUCCUGGAGAGUACCUCCUCCGAGAGGGCGAUGCCCUGCAGGCCAUCUUCUUUGUGUGCUCCGGGAGCAUGGAGGUCUUGAAGGACGGCAUGGUGUUGGCAAUUCUUGGUAAAGGCGACCUGAUUGGAGCCAACCUGUCCUUAGACGACCGAGUCAUCAAAACCAACGCGGACGUGAAAGCGCUGACCUACUGCGACCUGCAGUGUAUUCAUUUAAAGGGUCUGUAUGAGGUGCUGGACCUCUACCCGGAGUACUCGCAUCACUUUGUGCAGGACAUUCAGCAGGAUCUCACUUACAACCUGAGGGAGGGACAAGAGACACACGUGAAGGCCAAACUGUCCACUGCAGCUCUUGACUCUCAGUCAGGUGUGAAAAGGAACGGGCGACUCGUUCAGGGUUGCGCGCCUCUCGCCGAGACCCAGCGGGGACAUGACAAGGACGUGAGGCAAGAUGAUGAUUGUCCGUCAUCGGAGCAGAACAGGGCAGUGACCCUCAGGGCCGCCGGUGGGUCGUCUCCAGCCGACCGAGCCAAUCGCGGAAGCGCAGGACGCAACUCUGAAAAGUCUGGAAGGAUGAGCCAGGAUAUUACACUGGUCACUUUGGACCCUUACGACUUGAGCCCCAGGGUAGUGGACGGAACAGAGGACAACGAAGGGACAGAAAGUCUGCUGCCCUUCCCAGGUUUCUCUUCCGACCGUGGUUGCCAUGACAAUGAUCCCACCAGUGCCUCAGCAUCCACCACAGAAACGCCACACAUCAGCACGGCGGAAUUAGCUGCAAAAGCCGAGGAGACCAGAGGACAACUCCGACAUCUCAACCAACAGGUGCUAAACCUAGGCAGGGAAGUAGCAGACCUUGGCCAGGUGAUGAAGCGAAUGACCCAGCUCAUGGAGACCCUGUUGUCAUCCGGGCCCCAAGCAACAGUGGCGUGCCCCACACAUUGCUCCCCGGGCCAGCGCAUUCACCCGGCCCACACGUGCUACCCUUCCCCGCCCUCGUCUCAGACUCCCUCCAUCUGGAUGGACACUCCCCCCCCUCGGCUCCCGGCGCCCUCGUGGCACAGACCCCGGGACCUUCAGCUGGGGUACGCCCCCGGUCCCUUUCAAACGCAAUCCUCCUCCAUCAUCGCAGAGGCACACCUGACUUCCUCGCCCUUCGGCUCACCGGAGACUCACCGAUGCAAAGACGGGCUUUCUACCUCUGUCAGGUCAAGGGUACACGGUCCACCUCCGCAGGACGGGAGUGACGCGAGCCCUCAUCGGAGCUACGGGCACUCCCCUCCCUGUGGACUCGUGGAGCUCUACCAGAACCAAAGUAAGAGUUUGUAGCAGGCCUGCAUCUGGCAGCCUUUCUUUCCGUAGACAUGACUGGGAAUGAUCACAUGUUUUUUGCAGGGAUGCAAGAUCACUCUUGCAUUAGAGACACAAUGAAAACACGCAUGAAAACAAAUUGGUUGUGUUAGCGUUAGCUUUUUUGCAUUUUGCUGUUUAUUAGGACAGGGAUUAAAGGUUAAAGGCAAAUAACCAAACCCCUCCCCCCCUCACUCCUUCCUUUCCUUUUCCUUCUGCCACCCGACUACCCCCUGAGGCACCUUCCCAUUUGAAAGCAAUUUGAAAGCAAUACACACAGUAGGAGUCUUUCCACCCAUGCAAUUUAUUAUCGGACUGCGAGGUUUGAUACCUUUUUCAGGGCCAAAAAGAUGCAGGUAUGAAAACGUUAAGGCUAGAAGAAGAAAAAGAAAAUCCUCUGAGGAGCCAUUCACGAUGAGGAGUCUUUAGUGGAGGUGGGCCAUCCCCACUCAACUGUUUGCCGAAGCCUCCUACCUACCUCUCACUGCUCUUUCCCAAGGACCAGCCCUGAUUGCUCAUCCAACACGUUGGGGGGGGAUGAAGAACAAGAGGUUAGACAUAUUGCACUCUUUCCGACUGGUCCUCUGGGAACCGGGGGCGGUCGGGUUGUGGGUGCCGGCUACGCUUGGCUCGGAGUAACUCCGGGCCUGCUGUCACACUAAGUAGGCUCCGCUUCUCCCUCUCGGGCUCUUUUCCAAUAUUUCCCCAUCACCGGUUCUCGGUCCCCCUUCCUUGGUCUCUCUGUGCAUGCUAGUCGGAGCACUUUUUUGAGUAGUUGCUGUAGACGCACAUUAACAUGCCGCAUGUCCCAGCUCGCCAUUUAUCCUUCUAUUGAAAUGACAACACUGUUUUAAUAACCAAACUUGACAUUUACUGAUGCAUAUUUAUUCAUGUGGGUUCAAUUUUUGAAACAGCCAGGUAAUUUAAAGCCUAAAGGCAUCAGAUGCAUACAUGUUGUGGGGGGGUCAGGAGUAGACCGAUAACAAACUGGUUAGGCCAUCAAGGCUUUUUGGCUCUGACAUUUGUUUUCUCGCAGGUGAAGAACGAAGGCAAUAUUCCCACAGAAAUGCACAAUAUUGAAGACUUUUAUAUUUAUAUGAAUGUAUCAAAACAAAAUGUAUUUUUAUACCGAAAAGAAUGCAAGAUGUUAUUAGGAUACGAGGUAGUGCCAGUUUUGUUGGGCAGCAUAGGCGGGCAAACCCGAAUCGGAUAAAGGUCCUGACUGGCUUCUGAUGAUUUGCGUUAAUGUUGUAUUAAGAUCCUUUGCACAUGGAAUGUACUGGAAUAAAUCAUUUUAUCCUCCCUUCAGAUUUUGAUAUUAGAUCCGAGAAUUGAUAUGCUAAUAAAUGACUAACAGGACUGUUCAGUCAGGGUCAUUUUUUUUAAAGUAUUCUUCAGUGUUUAAAUAUUCAUCCAAAGUAGCUGUUCUUCUUUCCUAGGAGUUUCUAUCAACUAUUUCCCUCAUCCAUAGUAACAUGGUAUCAUUUUUCCUCCCUACAGUGAACUCAUCUUUUAUUAAGCAUUUCUCAUGAUAUCACUCAGUCCAAACUGAGGCCCAUCCUGCUUUGUACCCAACCUGCUUUUUUUUUUUUUUCCAUUCAACUGGAAAGGUCAGUUAGAUUUGGCUAACACGAAUGCAGAACAAUGUAAGUACUUGGAUCUCUUUCACCUUUUCGAUUCCGAUGAGACGUUAUAAAUUAAAGUAAAAGAACCUCUUCAGUGGUGAGAAUUUCUUACUGUUAAUUUCUUUUCACAAUGUUGAAAUGCACCAGCUGUGCUGAGGAUGUGAAAAUAUUAUUUGCAGCCCUCAUCCACGCUAAUCUUGUGGUUGUGUGUACAGCCACACUGAUCACUUGAGUGUUUUACCGUUUGUGUGUGAGAUGCCGUCUGCUGUGUUUGCGUUGCAGACAAAGGAGAGGACGUGAAUGGAGCUCGCACGACACUUGUGUGUUUGAUAAAUGACUCUGAGCUGCUCCCAUGUGUGCUAUGGUACAAACGCUGCCGCCGCAAAGGGUGGCCCAACAAUAGGUACGUCACAAGCUGGAGAUGAAUGGUGGCUUCCUUUCAUCAAGUGAAGCUUCUGCAACAUCUGCCGAAUGACGGCGUCUCCUUCUCCUUGAAAGGGAAGUGACAUGUUCUUUUUUUUUUUUUUUUACCACUAGAUUGCAAUUAAUUCAUUGGGCAGAUAUUGGAAAACCUUGAUCUUAAGGUUUAUAAACUACGCCAUCUGCUGUUCACAUCUGUUUAUGGAGAGAAAAAUUGGAAAAAAAACUUUUUACUGCUUAAAUUUAUUAACAAUUUCAUCAUGCUCUUUGAGUGUGAGCUGAUAGUCUUUUAUUAAAAAUAGGAGUUCCAUCUAAAAUCCUUAAAACAGGAGCAAAUAUUGUGAACGUUUUACCAUAAUGUAGAUAAUGAUAGAUUAUUAUUAUUAUAUACAUUUUUUGGACAAAUAUUAGGGCGACACGAGCUGCUCAAAGUGCCACUGCUGCGUGGGAUGCCGCGUGCAGGGGCGCAAGACGAGGUCUCCCGCACCCGUCUGGGCACCGACUUGAUCCGAUGGUGUGCCACGUCCAUCCUUCACAGCCUCCACACACAACAGAGACUGCCGAUGUAGCAACUGGCCACUCAGCUGGAAAGAAACAAAACCUUGCAGACCUGAAAGUCAUCUCAAGAGGUUAUAAAAAAUCUUCGCUCCUGCUUCACCUUUAUGAACGUCCACUGGAGCCUUUCACUGAUUGGCUGCCAACACUGGGAGAGGACCACCUGGUCUCCGACGGCGUCCAUACACAAAGCCCCCGCGGGACCCCAUCGCACUUCCCCGUCGGAGUUGAGGUCACAAUGCUGCAAUAACCUGCAGGUUAUCUUUGUGGCCUGUGACUUUCUUGCAGUGUGAGGAGACUGUUGCCAUGGUUACCUGCCUGCCUGUACCACUGCACGGCGCUAGGAUCAUGGCUCCGACAUGCGCCCCUUGACCCGGAUGGUGGUCGAUGCAGCCACCGACUGCGACGUUGUACAGCUUCGAAAAGACAAAAGUGACCCACAUUCAGUAUUCGACUAAGUAAGUAUUUUUCAAAAUAUUUUCUUAAAAAUUGCCCUAGAACUAAACCGUGUGUUCCCAUAUUACCUCGCCCGAGAAUCCUGGUCUAUCCUGCGGAAUGUAAAGUUGGGGAUGGAUUGUCGUCAGGUACCAGUGGAAGUCCCUACAUCCCAAAGUCAUCUUCAACUGCUGGCGCUCGGUGGGCUCUUACCUGUCCUGGGCCACCCUCUCCAGGAGUGGUUCCAGCCAGCCGUUGUGGCAUUCAACGUGUGAGUCCAUGAACACCAGAACCUCCCCCGAAGCUAUGGAUGCACCCAGGUUACGGCACCCUCCGACCCCGAGGCGCUUCGUGCUGCGAAUCAAACGUACCCCAUCCAGGCACUCAUACCCUGUGUACUGAGGUCGUCCACUAGGAGGAGCUCCACCAGGAAGGCACUGGGCGCUGUGUUGAUGACGCUGUGCAGUGUGCGUAAAAGUGUGGACCAAGCCUCAUCGUGAAAGCAGAUGACCACGCUGGCAGAAGGCAAUGAUUCACUGUACUGUUCGCCAAAGCACCUAUCACAAAAAGAAUUCAUCUCACACUGAGUAACGUAUCCACACCGAAGUAGUCCAUGCGUAAAAGUGAUUUUGUUCCCCCCACUCACUUAGGAUGUCGCGCCUCAGGCAGUGAGCGAUACGCUGAGAUCUGGUUGUCGUCCUGCUCUUCUUCUUCCACACGACCGGACAGAAAUUCCUUCCUCGACGCGGGCAAGAACAUCUUGUAAUUCCCAUUCCUAUGCCGCAGGUCUUUUGCGUUCUGCGUGGACGCCACGAACAAAAGUUGGUCCUCCUUAAGCGAGUUGAUGGGGACGAACUCGGGUACCAGCUCCAAUUCUGCGUCUCCGAUCAGCUCCAAAUCGUCCGGUGGAUCCGGGGGCCGCUGGAAGGGGCGGCGUGGGGCGCCAGCAAGUGUCUGGUGGGAGCGUUGUUGUUCUUCUUCAUGGAAAAGGCUGCAGGCCAUCUGUCAAAGUCAGAAAACAGCAGCAGUCGGGUCCAGUUUGGAUCUCAUGGUUCCGUCUUGGCAGUUUGACAGGUCAUCUGGAUGAAGGAUAAGACGAUGGAAAAUCGAGUUUUCCCAGCAGGUUGCUAUCAUCGUCGGAUUUAGAGUUACAGCACUGCAGUAAAAAUAUUUUUUAUGAGAUUUGUAACGCAUUUUUAACCCUUUACUGCACACACAUUGAAUUAAACUUUUUUUUUUUAAGUACACAUCUGCAAACACAGUAUAUUUAUUGCCCCUCCUCUACUUGGGAUGACAGGGCAGCGUUUCCUCUCAUGUUUGUGAUUACAGCGGUGAGAUGAGGACAUCUGAAAAACACGAACGGGGUUAAAUAGGAGUGUGUUAACCUGCAAUCUGCGCUAAUGUAGCGCGUCAGGGUUAUUGUUCUUUGCAGGAGCUUUUCUCAGAGAAGGAGCAAAUGUGGUAGGUGGAGAAGAAAGAGAAGGCGGACCCAAAUGAGAGGCCUGCGUGGAGGAAAAGAGGAGGGGUCAGCCCAGAAGCAAACACUCCCAUAUGUCGUCUGUUAAGCCAAAAUACACUUGAGGAGAAGGCUUCCCUCCCACCACAGAGACACACACACACAGGAGGAAUGUGUCUGCAUUCCACUUCCCCAUUAAAAAUGGACUGCAUGUGCCCAGGCGCCACGGUUGUUCCUUUCCCCGAAUACAGCCCCCAUGAGACCGACCACCUGUUGUUAGACAGUGUGGCCACCAGGGGGCGCAGAAGCACAUUAACUGCACUUAAAACCCAGGAACAAUUGGAGGGAGGAGCUAAGAAAACGAUUCAAUGGAAGAGUGGAGGCUCCACGUCGGCCGCUGGUCAUCUACCUGCACAAAUCAACGCCAAGCUGUUUUCUAAAGGACAGGAGAGGAGAGGUUUGGGGCCCAACGGUGCAGCCAGCCAACAGCUUCGUGGGACCUGCUAUUGGACAUGUGAUAGUAAACAUUCAGUCAUAAACAAGUUGGAUGGAAGUCUGCUCGUUGCCGUGUGGUGGUUGGCCAGUGGACAAUCAGCGUAUGGACCAGUCAGCAUGUGGACCUAAGACAAAAAGAGAUCUAAUUUGGCUUGCAGCACCUUGUGGAUGAGGAAGCAACAAGAAAACUUCAAGCGUUGUUGCAGAGACUCUUGGGACUUCACCUGGACACAAGAACAGGCAUUUGACUUUUGGAACAUGUUAGCUGAAAUGUGCCUUCUCUCACCAGCAGAGGACUCUCGAGACAUACACCAGUCCAAAGCGAAGUAAACUUGAAGCUUCCGGCAAGUAGCAUUUCACCUUGUAGAUCCACCUGUAAAUAGUUUGCAAAUCCAGGUCCAGAAAAUGAAAGCCCUGCCACAGUUUGGCUUUAGCCACUGGUGCUUCUACUCUGGGAGCUAGUUUACCAGCCAACGGAGUAGAAGCACAUGUGGCUAAAGUCAAACUGUGGCAGGGCUUUCCAAUUUGUGGACCUGGACUCUGAAAUGAAAAGGAACAGCCACAAUGACUCCGUCCGUGUUGGUUGACUUUAUUUUUAACUGUAGAGUUGUGCUGAAGCAGUUAGCACUCGAACCUCACACGACCAACAGCAGGCCAAGCUCCUGAAAGACUCGACAGGGCGGACACCUGCACACAAACGAGGGGAACAACCAAGCGUCAAUUUUCUAAGUUUAUUUGAAUGCCAGUAUUGAAAACAGAGGCAGCUUUGAGGACCUUUUUGGAGAAUGUCUUUGCCUAGCAGGUGGAGGAUCAUGGUGACCAAGUCCCAGACAGUCUUACUGGAACUGAACUGCAUCGAGAGAGGAACAAGGCAAGCAAUCUUUCUUUUUUUUUUAAACUAAACAUUUAAUUUCAUUAGCAACAGGUUCAAACCUUGGAGAUGAGCUUUUUCUUCACCGGGGAAGAUCCAUGCGGCAAGAACCUGGUCCUUUGGCAUCACCUAGUGGACAAAAGCAGGAAGACACGCUAAAUGACUUCAGCGUACCUGUUGCCACUUGAAUCGUGAUUGUGUCACCUGCUGGAGUAAACUUGGCAAACAUUUGUGCAUGGCUGAAUGUGCGCGUGUGUCUCACCAGUGAUGAAAGCAGGACAGCCAGCGCUGGACUUUUCUCCAACCACCCACAGCUUGCUGGCCUGAAAGACACAGUAAAAAAAUCCAGGCCUGUGGACAGAAAAGAGAUAAGCAUUAACUUUUGUAUCCACUUUGAAACGUUCAGGCUCAAUUUGAAGACUCACCUGCAGACAAAAGACAAUUAAAACGCAUGUGCAUUAUUA
Syngnathus typhle (broad-nosed pipefish) is the source of this 9644-nucleotide messenger RNA. It is a transcript of the gene kcnh8, whose product is annotated as potassium voltage-gated channel, subfamily H (eag-related), member 8. Gene Ontology annotation, molecular function: voltage-gated potassium channel activity. Lineage: Eukaryota; Metazoa; Chordata; Actinopteri; Syngnathiformes; Syngnathidae. Gene Ontology annotation, biological process: potassium ion transmembrane transport; regulation of membrane potential. Bases 252 to 3302 code for a protein of 1016 amino acids. The record is from RefSeq and is a predicted model, not a curated record. The transcript has 26 exons. Gene Ontology annotation, cellular component: membrane.